CCAUCGAUCUACCGUUUGAAGUCCAAAGAAGGCAAUAAUUAACAGAAAUGAGUUACAGUUCAGAAGACACCAGCAGUCCGACAGCCGCGAAUGGCCGGAAGUUGAAGGGAGUGCGUCAGAGAAAAUGGGGCAAGUGGGUGUCGGAGAUUCGCGUCCCCGGCACGCAGGAUCGUCUCUGGCUUGGUUCUUUUUCCACUGCCGAGGCGGCCGGGGUGGCUCGCGACGUCGCUUAUUAUUACUUACGUAAGCCUUCCACUCUUGAGGGGCUCAACUUUCCUACAAUCUUGCCCUGUUCCGUUAACCAAGCGGCAGACAUGUCGCCCAGGACGGUACAGAAGGCGGCUUCGGAUGCGGGUAUGGCCGUCGAUGCUCGGCUGAUCAAUGCUAACAGUCACAGUAAGCGCUCGUUGCCGCAGAAUUCGAACUGGAGACAGGCCAACGGAAGUGAGCCACGUUGGGAGGAUGGCGGUGAGAGUUCAGCCGCCACCGGUGGCGAGGAGCUGAGCAUUUCCAUUGAGGACUAUCUUUAGCCAGCUGAUAGUUGAAAAUGUCGGACUAUUUUUUCCGGGUUGACGGUCUUUCGACGACUGUCAACGCUGGCUGUCUUUUCCGGCGGUGGGAAAUGACGACCGGGGUUGCGUCAUAUGUAUUAGCAAUUUUAGCAUUACGUGUUGUGUAUGUGUAAAGUAGGGGUCACUCGAACUGUAGGUGAGUUCUGUACCCCAGAAAUGGAAACAUAACUGAUAAUGAUCGAUUCGAAAUAGAAAGCUUGUUUUGAUUUUAAGUUGAGCUUUGACUUCCGAAGGCAAAACGAACUUGUGAUUUGCUAAGAACCUAGAUCCAUCAGGUCAGCUAUAUAUGACCACUUAUAGUUGUUGGUUGUUUAUUUCAAGUUUUCAACUCGAUCCUUAGGGUACGUCACACGUGAGAUAUGUAAUAUUAGUCAUGAAACGGAGGAUAGCUCUCCAAGUCUCGGAUACUAUAAGAGUAUAUUUGAAGACCACGUUUUCGUUACUGUUUAAUCUUAAUUC
Molecule: messenger RNA, 1031 nt
Organism: Argentina anserina (silverweed cinquefoil)
Lineage: Eukaryota; Viridiplantae; Streptophyta; Magnoliopsida; Rosales; Rosaceae
Product: ethylene-responsive transcription factor ERF020
Exons: 1
Coding region: 48-530 (160 amino acids)
Biological process (GO): regulation of DNA-templated transcription
Molecular function (GO): DNA-binding transcription factor activity; DNA binding
Source: RefSeq, a predicted model, not a curated record